GGCGACAUGAGGACAGCAUAGGAAAAUGGCCGAAGCACCAUGGCGCACACUUUGAUACUGGUAGUGAUUUUCCUGUCAUUAUGUGUGGAUUUUACCUAUUCUGGAAGAGGGUGUUCGCCAGGUAACUUCGGGUGGAAAUGUAAGUUCCAGUGUGCGUGUCGUCGAGGGCCAUGUGACAAGAACACCGGGUGGUGCGAGUCCGGGUGUCAGGAGGGGAAAUAUGGUGUCGGCUGUCAGCUCUUGAACGAGUGCUUGUACGACAGCCAAGGUGUGAACUACACUGGGACACUGGGUGUCGGUAAUGAAGGAAAGAAGUGCAUCAGCUGGUCAGAUCCUUUUGUGCAAGGGGAAGGAUAUACACUCGACAAAUUUCCCCCUGGUGACAAUCCCAAGAACUACUGUCGUAAUCCUAAAAACAACUACGGAAAAUAUGGAGUCAAGCCAUGGUGUUUCUUCUCCACUCUCCUGAAGAAGAAUUUCGUGACAUGUGGGGAGCUGAAGCCAUGUUCAUGUCCAGAUGGUCUGUUUGGGGCUGGCUGCCAAUCUGUUUGUCACUGUCGGACUGUAGAUGAGGUGUGUAACAAGUUGUUCGGAAGCUGCACCUCGGGCUGCGCAGCGGGAUGGACUGGUCUCAACUGUCAGAGAACGUGUCCGGAGGGCAAGUACGGCCAGGACUGUGCUCAGACAUGUGGCCACUGUUACCAGAAGUCGUGUGACCCAGAGUAUGGGGAGUGUCAGAAAAACUGUGAGGAAGGGUACAGUGGACUGUACUGUACAGACAAAUGUCCCAAUUCACGCUACGGACGCAACUGUGAAGGAGAGUGUGGCAAAUGUAAAGAUGGAGAGCCCUGUAAUAAGAACACUGGAUUCUGUUUUCGAGGCUGCAGUAAUGGAUACAAAGGAUACAAGUGUGAUGAAAAAUGUCCCCCGGGACUGUAUGGCAAGAGCUGUAAGCUGAACUGUGGCUACUGCAAGUUUGGCAGCACGUGUGAUCACGUGACAGGCACAUGUCUCAGUGGAUGUCAAGCUGGAAAAAUGGGAGACAACUGUACCACUGACUGUGAAGAUGGACAUUAUGGAGAAAACUGUUCUUUUGCUUGUGGAAGCUGCAAAUUUGGCAAACCAUGUCUUGCAAAAACAGGCCAGUGCAUGGACGGGUGUAGUGAUGGGUUCCUGGGAUACCAGUGUGCUGAAGCUGUCGAAGCACUAGAGGAAGGGAAGAUAACUGGUGGGAUCGUCGCAGCUGUCGUCAUCGUCAUCAUUGUCAUCAUCCUCAUCCUGGCAUUUGUGCUCUACAGGAAGCGGCGCCAUAAGCGUAUGGAUGUGAGCAAUCCUCUGCCCUUGGACCCGCGGGAGGCGGAGAACAAUGGCCACAGCGAGAGUGCUCGCUUGUUGAGUGACUCGCGGGUUGGAGACGUGACACGACUGGAUCAGGAUGAAAAUGGCGGAAGCGAAGAGAUCAAUGAGCCGAUAUACGUGAACAUCAACAGUAAGAAGCAGACAAGCCCUGUCAAACUGGUGGACCUUGCCGAUUACAUCAAGAAGCACAGGGAGAAUAACUGUCUGGGAUUUAAACAGGAAUUUGAGGAGCUGCCCAUGGGUCUGCUGGCUCUGUGUGAGGUGGCCAGGCGAGCUGACAACAAGGCCAAGAAUAGAUACGGAAACAUUGUUGCUUAUGACCAUUCCAGGGUUACUUUAGACCCCAUGACCAGUGAAGCCAACUCGGAUUACGUCAAUGCGAACUUCAUGGAUGGCUACAGCAAACAGCAUCAAUACAUUGCAUCCCAAGGACCAAACAAGGCCAUGAUCCGAGACUUCUGGCGGAUGGUGUGGCAGCAGAGAGUAUGUAAGGUGGUCAUGCUGACCAACCUAGUGGAGGCUUGUAAGAAAAAAUGUGAGCAGUAUUGGCCGGAGGAGGGAGGCAUCAAGUACGGGGAGGUGACGGUCAGGAUAGUGGACACGGCCAAGUAUACAGACUACACCAUCAGAACAUUCGAAAUAUCACAGCUUGAGAUAUCCCGGAUAGUCAAGCAGUUCCACUUCACGACGUGGUCAGACCAUGGUGCACCCACCUACCCCACGACCCUCCUCGCCUUCCGACGCAAGGUGCAGAUGUACAACCCCGAGUCCUCCGCUCCCAUCCUCUGUCACUGCAGUGCUGGGAUCGGCCGUACUGGGACGUACAUAGCUCUUGACUACCUGCUGGAGCAGGCCCAGAAAGAGGACCAGGUGGACGUCCUGUGUAUCGCCCAGCUGAUGAGGACCAACCGUGUCAACAUGAUUCAAACAUGGGAACAAUAUGCCUUUGUUUACGACGCUGUUCUUGAGGCUGUCAAAUCAGGGGAGACAACUAUAGCCAAGUCUGCAUUCCGAUCUACCUACCAAAAUAUGCUGAGCGCAGCCAACGAGGGGGACCCCAACAAACUUGAGGAACAGUACCAGGUGCUACAGACACUGUCUCCCACAGUGGAAAGAAGUGAGUGCUCUGCUGCCUUUGCCGAGGAUAACAUGAACAAGAACCGAUUCAAGAACAUCUUGCCAGCCAAUCGGUGUCGCCCUUUCCUGUACACGCCUGUUGACAACUGUACUGACUACAUCAAUGCUGUGUUCCUCCCUGGGUGUACGCAGAAGGACCGGUUCAUUGUCACUCAGAUGCCGCUUCCCAACACUGUAGCCGACUUCUGGCGCAUGUUGUACGACUAUACCUCCGAUACCAUCAUCAUGCUCAAUGAGUUUGAUAGGAACGACAAGUCGUGUGCCUUGUACUGGCCGGAGGAGUAUGGCUACACAGAAGAGUACGGCCCUCUCAAUGUGGAGCUGCUGUCGUCAUCUGAAGCUGACCCUGACGUCACCAUCCGCAUCUUUAAACUCAGCCAUCUUGUCAAGGGUGAGGAGAGAGCAGUGAAACAGUUCAUGUUCAAAUCAUGGCCGGACUACCAGACAGUGCCCAACUCACGGACAGCUCUACUCAGGCUGCACAAACUCACCACAGACUGGCUCAAGCAGAACGGCAAGGGCCCAGUCACAAUACACUGCAUGAAUGGUGCCAGCAAGAGCGGGAUGUUUGCUGCCAUAAGUCUGGUGCUGGAGAGACUGAGUCUAGACCAGGAGUUGGACGUCUACCAGACCGUCAAACAGAUCCGCAUCAACAGACCACAGUUCAUUGAGAACUAUGAACAAUACCAGUUCUGCUACCAGCUCAUCAUGGAAUAUCUUGACAGCCAAGAGUAGCCAUAGCAACCGUUGAUCAACCAUAGCAACAUUCCACGGUUACAAAGACCACCAUCCCAGCAUUCCAUAGCUCAAAGCAAAUGCUUGUGAUGUUUUAGUAUCACAAAUUGUCAUUUUCAAUUUUACAAACCAUGAAAGCUUUAGUCAGUGUUAUGUAAUGGAUAUAUUACUUUUGCUCAGAUUUCUAUAUAUGUUGUACACCACUAGGAUAUUUUAACAAGUUGUUUAUGGAUUGCGUUUUCCGAUAUCAACUAAGAGAGUUAAGAUAUUUUUAAUUAUGUUGACUUUUAACGAUUGUUGAAUUCAUUUGCAUCUUCUGAAAGGUUGUUACGUAAUUUACUCAUGUCAAAUUUGUUUAUUUGUCCAAAGUUAAUUUGCAGAUGUUUGAAGAAUAGUGUGUUCAGAGACAACAGGUAGUAUGUUUCCCAGAUUAUGCAUUCACUGCUCAUAAUGUGUCAUACAAUUUAUUAACUGGUCGAAGUAUUACAUGUGUGUCUGGGGCUGCCGUCAGCUGGGGCUAUAUAACACAUUUUGUAUGAUCAUACUGAGGUUGCGAUACAAUACAUGGUCUGACAUACAGUGGAACCCUUCUAGUCUGCAACCCUGUGACUGUGGACCCUGUUAGAGUGGAUCCUGGGAGUCUAGAUCCUGUUAUUCUGGGAUACAGUCCUACUGAUUAGAGCCAGGCUUAAGGUCCUACUGAUGGGGUCCUGGGAUAAGGUCCUACUGGAUGGGUCCAGGCAUGAGGUCCUACUGAUGGGGUUCUGGGACACGGACCUACUGAUGGGGUUCUGGGACAUGGUCCUACUGAUGGGGUCCUGGGAUACAGUCCUACUGAUGGGGUCCUGGGACACGGUCCUACUGAUGGGGUCCUGGGACACAGUCCUACUGAUUGGAUCCAGGCUUCAGGUCCUACUGAUGGGGUCCUGGGACACGGUCCUACUGAUGGGGUCCUGGGAUACAGUCCUACUGAUGGAUCCAGGCUUCAGGUCCUACUGAUGGGGUCCUGGGACACGGUCCUACUGAUGGGGUCCUGGUACACAGUCCUACUGAUUGGAUCCAGGCUUCAGGUCCUACUGAUGGGGUCCUGGGACACGGUCCUACUGAUGGGGUCCUGGGACACAGUCCUACUGACUGGAUUCAGGCUUAAGGUCCUACUGAUGGGGACCUGGGACACGGUCCUACUGAUGGGGUCCUGGGACACAGUCCUACUGAAGGGGUCCUGGGACACGGUCCUACUGAUUGGAUCCAGGGUUAAGGUCCUACUGAUUGGAUCCAGUCUUAAGGUCCUACUGAAAGGGUCCUGGGACACAGUCCUUACUGACUGGAUCCAGGCUUAAGGUCCUACUGAUUGGAUCCAGUCUUAAGGUCCUACUGAUGGGGUCCUGGGACACGGUUCUAGUGAAGGGGUCCGGUCAUAAGUUCCUACUGAUGGAAUCCGGGGCUAUAGGCGAUGGUGGAUAGAUUCAAUGUUGGCAUCCCUAUGCAAUGGAAUUGUCAUCAAUACAUCAUCUAACAACCUGUUCAUACAUCCAUCAACUCAUACGUAUCCAUUAUUGUCAUAUGUACAUACACACAACUCAUGGUAUCAUAGCCAGUUUUUCAAAUAUUGGUAAUCAAAACGUAACACUAGAUCAGCAGAGUGUAUUUAUCUCACUAUUUACGGUAUAUAUGAAGCUGUCCGCAUCCACCAGUAGAGGGCGCAUGAGGGUGUGUCUGAGUAAUUCACUUCACCAGCACCAGGUGAGUCACUGAAUUAAGUUCAUAAUAUCCUUGUAUGCAGAAAGCUAUUACCGUAUUUUCCAUUGCGAAAGGGUAUGUAUAGAUGCAUCAGAUACAUAUGUUCCCGCACACAAUACUAUUGAUUUAUGCAGUAGGGACACAGACAAGCAUUUACAUCUUCCGAGGCAAGAGAGUUAACUGACUUUAAAAGUCCAGUUUCCACCCUUGCCGAACUAGGCUGGUAUUAUGGAGUUACAUUUUGGCUGGACUAAUGAGUCUAUGCAUAGUCCAAUCAAAAUUGGCAACGAAAAUCGAAAUUUGGUUCAUAAAUUGUCAUGCAGAUUCUGGUCAAUUGCAGGAUUUGCAAAGCAUGUGCACCACCAACUUGUUGUCAACAGAUAUUUUCUAAAUCUUUAUAUGUUUUUAAUCAGGGUGCUCGCAUGAUGUGAUGCACUUAGGGAUGUAAGAUGUUUUAUCACAAUAUAGAUCUUGAUUAUCGAUCAGAUCGUCUAGAUUGGGCGUCGUCAUUUUGUUUGAACCAAAUGCAAGUGAUAUGAGAGGUGGAAUCUGAUUGGUCCAUAGGAGAGGCAUGGA
Molecule: messenger RNA, 5547 nt
Organism: Haliotis rufescens (red abalone)
Lineage: Eukaryota; Metazoa; Mollusca; Gastropoda; Lepetellida; Haliotidae
Product: receptor-type tyrosine-protein phosphatase kappa-like
Exons: 24
Coding region: 40-3231 (1063 amino acids)
Biological process (GO): protein dephosphorylation
Molecular function (GO): protein tyrosine phosphatase activity
Source: RefSeq, a predicted model, not a curated record